GAUUACCACACCAGCUUAUUCGCGUUGCGCAUCACGAAUAAAGCAGUUGACACGCUGCUGAUCGCCUCAAAAUGGCUGCAUCAUCGUCUGAUGAAGACGACUACGCGUCCGACAACCAGGCCUCCGACUCUUCAGGCCACGAAUCCCCCCCUCGGCCGCUAUCGCAAAACUUCUUUGCGCCGCCCUUCUACGGCCGUCCGCCGACCCCUUUACCUCCCUCACCCUCGCUAACAUCCCUCCUACGACCUUCAAGACCAACGACACCCGAUGCUUCGGACGACGAUAACAUAGCCCCGGUGCCUCGCGCAGCGCCAAAGGUGCCGACGUACGAGUACUACGGCUUUGUGCUGUACCUGUUCAGCAGUUUUACAUUUCUCAUAUGGCUACUCUGGAGCUUCUUACCAGCUCCUUUUCUCCAUGUUUUUGGCAUUUAUUACUACCCCAACCGCUGGUGGGCGCUGGCCGUCCCCGCGUUCCUUGUCAUGACCCUCUGCUACAUCUACGUCGCCUUGGCAUUGUACAACCUCGAGAUCUUGACGGUGCCGUUGAACAAUGUGGAGACUAUAGUUGAUGGAGCUGGUCAGAUGGCAGUGAUUGAUUCCAAGGGCCGAUUGAAGGGAAGCGUUAACAGAGAAAGGAAGUGCGACAGCAAUGGCAAGCUUCGUUGGCGCGAGGUUUGGAGUGAAGGUACGGAUGCAGUGAUGGAUAUCCCAUUGGCGGGCGUAUGUGAGGUACUAUAUGGAGAAGGAAGAGGAGAUGCAGAGGAUGACGAGCUCUUAUGGUCUACGAAAUAAAUGCAUGGAAGACAAGGGAAUUGGACGAAAUGGACUUUUUGCAUGGCGAAAUGCCGUUUUCUGUUGGUGCUACAAGCUCAACGGGGCAUUAAAAAUAUAUAAAGAACACUUAAAGCAUGUUAUAUUAUAAUCUUAAUUAUUUAUUUUUCUGUUUUCUAUUUUCAAAUGAUUUAUCUCGGAAUUUAGCUGCUAUCCUGCUACAGAGUGCCUCAGCCUUGCCGCCACCACCCACUAAAAUGCCGUGUCUUCCCCACAGCCUCGCGACUGG
Molecule: messenger RNA, 1062 nt
Organism: [Torrubiella] hemipterigena
Lineage: Eukaryota; Fungi; Ascomycota; Sordariomycetes; Hypocreales; Clavicipitaceae
Source: the annotation of a GenBank genome assembly